Molecule: messenger RNA, 1961 nt
Organism: Xenopus laevis (African clawed frog)
Lineage: Eukaryota; Metazoa; Chordata; Amphibia; Anura; Pipidae
Gene: peli1.L
Product: pellino E3 ubiquitin protein ligase 1 L homeolog
Exons: 7
Coding region: 390-1646 (418 amino acids)
Biological process (GO): protein K48-linked ubiquitination; regulation of Toll signaling pathway; protein polyubiquitination
Molecular function (GO): ubiquitin protein ligase activity
Source: RefSeq, a predicted model, not a curated record
AUGGCCUAGCCAUUCCUUCGCCACCCAGCGCCUCACACAAGCGUUGCUGCUGCAGUCACUGCUUCUAGUAGUGAGACAACGGGAACGGGCCAGUUAUUGUUUGCUAUAGCAAGAAGGAAGUGGUCUCCGAGAGGGCAUAUUUCCAGCCUGUGAAGAGGCGGCCACCCAUCGUUUCUGUCUCUUGUUCUUAUCAAUUACACGGUCGCUGCCUGGGGGAAAGGCAAGGUGCUGCCUGGUGUCAUCCCUCAGCGCCGAGCUGGGUUUCCAGGGAGGCGUAAGGAAUACGGGAGACCGGCUGCGGGGGCCCAUUCGCUGUACAAAAUAAUGAGAAGAAGUGUACUGCAACUCUUGAUAAGGCACUGAUUGGUGUAUAAGUAACAGCCAAGCUCAUGUUUUCCCCUGAUCAAGAGAAUCACCCUGCGAAAGCACCUGUGAAGUAUGGGGAACUCAUUGUAUUGGGAUACAAUGGAUCUCUGCCAAAUGGAGACAGAGGAAGGAGAAAAAGCAGGUUUGCAUUACUUAAAAGACUAAAAGCCAAUGGGGUGAAGCCAAGCACUGUUCAUAUUGCCUGCACGCCGCAGGCAGCAAAGGCAAUAAGUAACAAAGACCAGCACAGCAUAUCCUACACUUUGUCACGGGCACAGACUGUGGUGGUGGAGUACAAUCAUGAUAGCAACACCGAUAUGUUCCAGAUUGGCCGGUCAACAGAGAGCCCUAUUGAUUUUGUGGUAACGGAUACUGUUCCGGGAAGCCAGACCAACUCUGAUACACAGUCUGUUCAAAGCACCAUCUCCAGAUUCGCAUGCAGGAUCAUCUGUGAAAGGAACCCUCCAUUUACUGCAAAGAUAUAUGCUGCGGGAUUUGAUUCCUCCAAAAAUAUUUUUCUAGGGGAGAAAGCAGCCAAAUGGAAGACGUUGGAUGGACAGAUGGAUGGGUUAACGACAAAUGGCGUUCUUGUUAUGCAUCCACGCAACGGAUUCACUGAAGAUUCCAAGCCAGGGGUGUGGAGAGAGAUAUCGGUGUGUGGGAAUGUGUUUAGCUUGCGAGAAACACGGUCAGCCCAACAGAGAGGCAAAAUGGUUGAAAACGAAAGCAAUCAACUUCAAGACGGUUCCCUCAUAGACCUUUGUGGAGCAACUUUGCUGUGGCGCACUGCUGAGGGUCUGGCCCGCACUCCGACUGUGAAACAUUUGGAAGCCCUGAGACAGGAAAUAAAUGCCGCAAGGCCUCAAUGUCCUGUUGGGUUCAACACACUGGCAUUUCCUAGCAUGAAAAGGAAGGAUGUAGUGGACGAGAAACAACCUUGGGUUUAUCUGAAUUGUGGUCACGUGCAUGGCUACCACAACUGGGGGAAUAAAGAGGAAAGAGACGGGAAGGACCGAGAAUGUCCCAUGUGUCGUUCUGUGGGGCCUUAUGUCCCACUGUGGCUUGGAUGUGAAGCUGGAUUUUAUGUGGAUGCUGGACCACCUACUCAUGCUUUUAGCCCAUGUGGACAUGUGUGCUCAGAAAAAACAACUUCCUAUUGGUCCCAGAUCCCACUACCCCAUGGCACACACACCUUCCAUGCAGCAUGUCCAUUCUGUGCACACCAGCUAGCAGGGGAGCAAGGAUACAUCAGACUCAUUUUCCAAGGACCUCUAGAUUAGUGACUAAUUAGGGACUUUACAUAACUGAUGAGCUAAGCAAAGAUUGGUUUGCUUGCCGGCCCACUUUUCCAAGCGACUAAAGCUGGCCAUAGACGCAAAGAUCCGCGUCUAUGGCCAGCUUUAGACUUUGGCAAGUUUGUAUCCUGAGAAAUGAAUUACUGCUUUAUAGGCUAAGGGACAUGUUUACCAACACUGGAGAUAAAUAUCUGGAGAAAUUUCUUGAGAUGUUGCCCAUAGCAACCAAUCAAAUCCAUGCUUUUGUUUUCUAAGUUAAGGCAGAGACACCCUGCAAUUCGGGGAGAUUAGUCGCCUGGC